Molecule: messenger RNA, 828 nt
Organism: Musca domestica (house fly)
Lineage: Eukaryota; Metazoa; Arthropoda; Insecta; Diptera; Muscidae
Exons: 4
Coding region: 4-783 (259 amino acids)
Source: RefSeq, a predicted model, not a curated record
CAGAUGAUUGCACUUCAUUGCGGCAUCUCGUCUGGCACUCAGUCCCUUGAACGAGCCGAGGCAGGAAGCACUGACAUGAAUUCUCUUCUUUCGUUGUUUUUGAUUGUUCUCUGCUGGCGGAUUACACUGACUUCGGUAUCGGCAUUGCUGUUUCCAGCUGCUUCAACACUGCAACUGACGGUCUUAGUGUCUGCCCCUGUUGAAAAUCCGUUUAGAAAAAUAUACUGGGACUGGGGAAUCCAGAUCAAUUACGAUAUGCCUUUUAGCCCGAAAAAUUUUAUUAACGUUCCAAUAUGGCCCAACAAAUGGGAAGACGAGUUUGAGGGGGAAAUUAGAAGACGUAGAGAGUUGCUGGGAGAUCACGAGGCUCAAGGCAAUCUCACCUGGUGGCAAAUAGCAGAAAGAUAUGGUGGGAACGAUUUGCACAAACAUCCAAGUGACUUUACUGCCGGCGAGUUGUACUACGCCCUGGAGAAUCUGCUGAUAAGUCAUGGCUUCCAUGAGACAUGUUUACUGCAAAGUGUUUGUGAAUUGGCUAGGCAUCCGUUCGAUAACGCUCACAGAAAUCUGCUAACCGAGAUAGUGACAUUCGUUUUGUCGCCAUCGCUGCAUGACGCCUUCUCCGAGACUGAGGCUCUGUACCGGGAAGCCUAUGAGAUAGCAGAGCGAAAUGGAUUUCUGCAGUAUAGUUGCGCCGAACUGUAUAGCGAAUGCCGCGAAGACAUUCUGACCGCCUUAACCAGCCUUAUUGAAACAAGCCAUUCGAAUGGCUGGAAUAGUUGAAAAUAAAUGAGAUUGAAAUCGCAAAGUUGAAGUUGUUAUUGCUUU